Messenger RNA from Acytostelium subglobosum LB1, 246 nucleotides. RefSeq lists its product as hypothetical. Lineage: Eukaryota; Evosea; Eumycetozoa; Acytosteliales; Acytosteliaceae. The record is from RefSeq and is a predicted model, not a curated record. The transcript is spliced from 2 exons. Bases 1 to 246 code for a protein of 81 amino acids.
AUGACUAUCAUCAAAUCAAUUUCCUCAAUGGGCUCCUUCAACGCCUCGUCGAUCAGCAAUGGAUCCAUUGCCAGUGGAAGAAUGAACUCCUUCGGCCAAUCAUCUAACGCCACCUCUGGUAUUGUUGCCACUCUUGCCAGUGACUUGAAGCCAGCAAUUGAUGGUGUUACCCAGACUGUCAACUCGACACUCAACACUGUGAUCAUGACUGUUGAUGGUAUCACUUCUGGUAUCCUCGGUAUCUAA